Dicrocoelium dendriticum is the source of this 1035-nucleotide messenger RNA. The record is from the annotation of a GenBank genome assembly. NCBI's taxonomy places the organism in Eukaryota, Metazoa, Platyhelminthes, Trematoda, Plagiorchiida, Dicrocoeliidae.
UUUAAAAUGGAGUUUUCUUGCUACCAGACUAACCUGGCUCUUUUUUUGUUUCGUGCCAGCUUUUUUGCAAAUUGUGAAGGACUACGGAAACUGUGGAGUGAAUAGUAGGGAAGGUUUGAGUUUACAUUGCUUCUUUCAUCUUCGCUCUAUCAACGAGAGUUCCCUACUUAACUGAAAAAUAAUGCACUCGCUAUGCACUCCACUACUCAGUGAGCCAACCAAAUUUGCACAAUUGACCUGGGCUGUACUAAUAUCUGUUUCACCAGCUUUCUUUUCAUUGGACGCACCAGGACACUAAGCAAGAUUUCACAAGGCCUUUGUCAGUUGCUAAAGUUGAUUACCUGGUUGACGCCUUCUGGGCACUUCAUGUGAAGGAAUGCCUUCCCUAGUGCACUGAGGCCACACACUGCUGACUCAUAUAUGCCUGUGUCCCAUUACACUGGAUCAUGGGUUAGAACGUAUCCAGCCAUGUAGAACUCCACAUUUCAGUUUCCUAGUGGAUAUUUCGGAAACGCUUAUGGCGCGGUCAGGUCAGAGCAGAAUGAACGCUAUCGACAGAAAGCCAAACCGAUACCACCGGCGAUGUUUGUCAAGCGAUUAUCCGAACCACCGCAUAAACACCUAUUUUCAAAGCGUGACAACCGAUUUUGCCAUUCGGAUUACAUUCUCACUUUCGAGAAGGUGUACAGAAGAUCGAAUGCAGCCGUAGAGGCUCAAAGGGGCAAUGUCGAAUUGCUAAGGUGGAAGGACACAAGUGACAAGCCGACUAAUGAAACUAGCUACCAGUCGCAGUUUAAUAGAAAAAAUGGAGCGCAAUGCGUACAACGUCUACGAGAAUUUUUAAAAUAUGACAAGCCCCGUUUUUCAACCACCUACGAAGACUCCUAUAACUACAGGAUUUCUGAUGAACCAUUGUCGACCAUAUAUAUUAGGCCAAAAUCGAGUUUUGCCAGCCCAUCUGUUGCGGAUUGUCUAAACUGGACCCAAUCGGAUACGCCGCCGCGUAUAGAAAUUUCUACCGAAUCCGCCGAAUGA